Molecule: messenger RNA, 2773 nt
Organism: Ctenopharyngodon idella (grass carp)
Lineage: Eukaryota; Metazoa; Chordata; Actinopteri; Cypriniformes; Xenocyprididae
Gene: nkiras1
Product: NFKB inhibitor interacting Ras-like 1
Exons: 4
Coding region: 169-747 (192 amino acids)
Biological process (GO): canonical NF-kappaB signal transduction
Molecular function (GO): GTP binding; GTPase activity
Source: RefSeq, a predicted model, not a curated record
AGAGCAAAAAGAGGCGAGCAAACGACUCCCGGAAGUGACGUUUGACAACACCUCUAGCACGUAGUAAUGACACUAAAAGUCUUGUAUUCACAUUCAUCUGAUUUUACAUUGAUCGUUUUCUUCGAUCAUAUGUUGAUUGUCAAUCAAUCCGCGUAAGGGCAGGUAACUAUGGGUAAGGGGUGUAAGGUUGUGGUUUGUGGUAUGGCAUCUGUGGGGAAAACAGCCAUCCUGGAGCAGUUACUGUAUGGCACUCACACUGCAGGUGCAGAAACAAACGACACUCAGGAGGAUAUAUAUGUGGCCUCUGUCGAGACGGACCGUGGUGUGAGAGAGCAGUUACGUCUCUAUGACACAAGAGGGCUGCGUGAGGGACUGGACUUACCCAAACACUUCUUCUCUGUGGCCGACGGCUUUGUGCUGGUCUACAGUGUGGACAGUCUGGAGUCAUUCAAAAAAGUCGAGCUCUUGAAGAAGGAAAUAGACAAGUCCAGAGACAAAAAAGAGGUGAUGGUGAUCGUGUUGGGGAACAAGUGUGACCUGCGGGAACGUCGACAGGUGGACCAGGAUGCUGCCCAGCAGUGGGCACGUGGGGAGAAGGUCAAACUUUGGGAGGUGACCGUGACAGACAGAAGCUCAUUAAUCGAACCCUUCACCAGUCUCACCAGCCGCCUCACACAGCCACAAAGCAAGUCUGCCUUCCCUCUGCCUGGCCGCAAGAGCAAGGGAACCCCCUCCAACGACAUCUGAACACCGCACACUGCCACAGUUUCAGCACUAUGUUUGGUUGUCUAUACUUCUUUCAGGGUACUUAAGAUGUUUAAGGGCUUCUAGAGAAAGAGCUAGGACUAGAUCUAUUUAAACAUAAAUAAAUGCACUGAUUUUUUAGGUUGUGUUUGUGCUCACUAUUGGGAAAAGGGUAGAACAUAGAUGCAGUAGUUGGAAAAGUUGUUUUUUUGUUUUGGAACAAAUUUUGGGAAAUGCCUAGGAGUCAGGUGAAUCUCAUGAAAAAAUUUUUUCGAAACAAUAUUGCAUAAAGUAGAACCUAUUUUUGAACCAUUAAGAUUUUUUGGGUAACACUUUACAAUAAGGUUUGUUAAAAUUAGUUAACUACAUCAGUUAACAUGAACUAACAAUGAAAAAUAUUUUUAAAGCGUUUAUUAAUCUCAGUUAAUGUUAAUCUCAACAUUUAUUAAUACAUAAUUAAAAUCAAAAUUAUAUAUCUGUUAACAUUAAUGAACCUGAGCUAUACAUUAACUAACAAUGAACAGUUGUAAUUGUAUUAAUUAAUGUUAACUAAGAUUAAUAAGUACAAUAUAGAGGCAUUGCUUAUUGUUAAUUUUAAUGCAUUAACUAACCCUAACUAAUGGAACCUUGUUAAUGAUUUAAAAAGAAGAAGAAGAAAAAAAGAUUAGGAACCCAAACUGUAAAGCAAAACGUUUAAUUCAUAUCACUGCAGUUCUUCCAAAUUUUGAACAUUGGGUUUUUAUAAUUAUUCUGAAUUAUGAUUAUUAAUUCAUUUAAAAAAAAAAAAUACUCUCGUUUUUUUUUUUUUUUUUCAAUUGAAUCUGGCAGUACAACAAAUACUACUAUGAUGAUUGUUUUUUUAUUUAAUUUCAAUCUUUUUUUACAUUAUAAUUAUUGAUUAUGCUUUAGUGCUUUGUGCAAAAUAUAAUGUAUACAUUUUAUAAAAUAAUUUAUUCUUAUUAUUAUUACUUUAUUUUGGGGUGGAAUCUGACCUGGACAUGAGAAUCACCAGUUGCAUUUAUACAAAAUGGUAUAAUGGCAUUGUAUAAAGAAAAUGGACCAUUUCACUGCUUGUUCCAUGUCCUUCAGAUGUGAACUUCAACUUCAUUUCAGCCAAGAACUGCCAUCAAGUGCUUUAAAAUGACAGUUAAUAAACACGUUGUAUAUUAAAGUCAUAUAAUAUGAAAUCUUCCAGUAUUAUUUACAAAUAUAACUAUACUCUUAGCUUUACAAUCCCAAAGCCACGAAUCUUAUAAUCAUGUAGCUAAUGAGAUGAAGCUGUGUAGGCUAUCGUUUUAAAUGGCACAAAUAACAUGAUGUUAAGGAAGCUGCCUUUGUUGCUAUAGCAAGUAGUGGAAAAUUCCAGCGGUUUCAAUCAAAAAUUGUGAAAUUCUCGUCUUAGCACGUUCUAAUUGAUUUAACAGAUAUUUAAAUAAAGACAUGUAUGUCUUAUGCACUAUGUAAUGUGUUGAUUCAACAAAAAUAUUUAUUGACUGGCUACACUGUUUUUUUUUUUUUUCUUCCUACUUCAGUUUAAAAUUUGCACAUCUAAAAAAGGUCAUGUUUCUUUAACAGCAGAGCCUGUAAACUCCUUCUGUAAGAUAAGAUCAAUGAACAAUGUGUGUUUUGAAGAUUAUUUCACUUUUCAUUGUUCUAUAUUCAACAGUCCUAAAUUACCAAUUAAGAGUCUAGUCACAUUUUGUUCUAAAAUCAAAAGAAAUCGAUUUAUAUUUUCCUUAUAGAAAAUGAAGCCUAUUUUAGGACCACUGCAUCACGACAAUUUUCAUGACGAUGAAAAACACCCCACCACUCCCAAUACAAUUCUCAUUACCAUAAUGUAUAGGAAAAUCUCGUUCUCAUUAGAAUCAGCAUAAAUUAAAAGCAGCACAACAAAUGUAAUGAGAAUGAGAUUUCACAACGCAGAAAAGUCUUAAAUGUAUGUUUCUUUGAUUUUGGAGUGACAUGCUCUUGGCAGGCUUUGUGACAUUUCCACUGUACCAGAAAUAUAAAAUAAACAUUUCCACCUGAA